UUUCACUAUUUACUGAACUGUGUCCAUCUCACUUCACGCUCUACUACAGUUGCCAGCACAAAUGACCCAAAGCAAUAUUCUAUAGCACAUUUCCCAGCAUGCUGUUCGUGUGGCUACGCUCAGGUCACGUGAUACCGCCUGUCAACAUUAGCGGACGCUGCUGGGCAGGGAAGCAGCUAGAUGUGUCCGAGCCAUUAUUUUCCCAUUUUUAAAAGUCUCCUUUUCGCGGACUUCUCCGAGUUGCCAUGAGCGACAGGACAAGUUCCGCGUUUGACGUAAGAGAAAGUUCAACUUCGCUAGCUCAUUAGCUCAAUUUAAAGGGAUAGCGUGAAUAGACGCUAACGCUGUAAGUGCUAGUAGCAGUAGCGGGACCGCUUUUGACUCCGAACGGACAUUUUUCAUUUAUUUAUGUUUCCUCUUAAUGCUGUCUGACCUACGACGGGACUCAGACAGCUUCACCUCUCGAAUGACCGAGCAGCUAUGGCCGAGCGGUACGGAGCAGGAGAAUGAUUACGAGCCUUCGAAGAGGAUGCGACCGUCUUUCAGCGAGGACUGCCCAGCUUGACAUACCCGCCAGCUGACAGUUACCGGGCAGAGACCUGGCUCUCGGUGGGGAGAACAAAUUCAUUGAGUAGAGAGGUCCGGAUAACUGCUGCAAUGGCUGCUGUGAGCGGAGGAGACACGUUGGCAGCCGGUCCGGGAGGCGCGGCUCUACCCGCGGUAUCUGCGGCCAACGCGUCCUCCAGCCCGGGGCCGGGCGCGGAUACUCGGGGCUGCGAGAACGGCGCCUUGAUGGACUCCUUCGGGAUCUUCCUACAGGGCCUCCUGGCCGUGAUGGCUUUCAGCACGCUCAUGUUAAAACGCUUCAGGGAGCCCAAACAUGAAAGGAGACCCUGGAAGAUUUGGUUCCUGGACACCUCAAAGCAAGCAAUUGGGAUGCUCUUCAUCCACUUUGCUAACGUGUAUUUGUCAGACCUUACGGAGGAGGAUCCCUGCUCGCUAUACCUCAUUAACUUCUUGUUGGAUGCCUCUCUGGGCAUGUUGCUCAUAUAUGCAGGCGUGAAGGCUGUCAGUGCUGUUGUUGAAUGGAGGCAGUGGGAUUCUCUGCGUUUUGGAGAAUAUGGAGAGCCAGUGCAGUGCACUGCAUGGUUGGGCCAAUGCAUCCUGUACAUCCUCAUCGUGAUGUUCGAGAAAGUUCUCAUGAUGUUGGUCCUACUUAUCCCCCAGUGGAAGAAGCUGGCUCUCCUUAAUCCCAUAGAGAAUCCUGACCUGGAGCUGGCUGUUGUCAUGCUCAUCGUUCCAUUCUUCGUCAAUGCCCUCAUGUUUUGGGUGGUUGAUAAUUUCCUAAUGAAGAAGCACAGGACAAAAGCAAAGCUUGAGGAGAGGGAAGAGGACUCGCGUGGGAACAGCAAAGUUCGUUACAGACGAGCACUUUCUCACGAUGACUCAGAAUCAGAGAUCCUAUUCUCAGCAGACGACGAGAUGGACGAGUCGGACGAAGACGAUGUCCGUCGACUCACCGGUCUGAAGACGGUGAAAAAGAAAAAGCUUCGAAUGGGGAUUCCCGUUUGAUGAGCUCGGCCGCCUUUACGUCUAAAAACUGUUCUCUUCUCCUCAAGUCCACCUGCAUUCCUGUACCUCCACAAACCACAACGGCUUUUGGUCCUCUUCAAAGACGACACUGUACUCCUGAGUUUCCUUCCUUCAUCAUUCCCAGAGGAUUGGUACGCAAAAAAAAAAAAAAAAGACGUUUUUGACUUGGGCGCUGAAAUACACUUCUUGUUUUUUGGGGUUUUUUUUGCAGGUUUACCUUUGGAUAAUUGCUGCAUGUCGAUUUUGCACUUUGAGAGAACUGUUGUGUUUGCAGUUGGAUCAACAAAGUGCUAAUAUUUUCAUAAUGGGAGACAAAUGACACUAAAUUCCUGACUGGACUUGUCCGUCUCGGAUCAUUUCAGUUGGUGGCCUCGAGAGACAGAUAUGCAAACUCACCCAUCUGUGAUUUCAUUUACAUUUCCUUCCUUAACGUGUUCCUUACAUAUUUGAAGCUCUGUUGCGACCUUCAUGUCAGCUUUGUCCUUUCGUGUAGAAGUACCAUCAUGCCCUGCGGUAUAUAAACAAUACAUGGGAGUGGAGGUGAGGACAUUCUUUCUCCCUUCCAGCACAGUAACAAACUUAAUCACUGUACACCUUCUGUGUGGUCUUACUUUUGUCAAAGGGAGUUUGUUAAUUCAUGGAGUCUAACAAACGAGGACUGUGAAGAGUUUUCUAGUGUCAACUCAGUCUGUCAGACAUUUAAUGAAGCACUCUCAUUCGUUCGGAUUUGCUAUGAGUUUUGUUCCUUUGUGUUUUUGAAUUGUUGUUUGUUGUUUUUGUCUUUGGUUUAAUUUUUCGAUUUGUAUUUUCUUGGGCCAAAAAGAUGACUCUGCUUGCCUCCAAACUGUGUUUCAUUCCUGCAGAGAGACUUUAUAGAGGAGCUACUUUUUUUGCACAUGUUCAGAAUUUCUUUAUUUGUUUUUUCUUGUCUUUGUUUUGUUCUUUGUUUGUUUGUACGGACUGCAGGUCAGUUCCCCCCUUUAUCAAUUCGUAGUCGCGUUUCUGACCCGCGCCUUGCCCCUUUGUCCCUUUGUCCCUUCCAAAACGUAUUAUACCCACGUACGGUUAUGCGGUUGGCACAUCAAGUAGGGUUUGAUUUUUUUUUUUUGGUUUGUUUGUUUGUUUCGUGGUUGUCAGAUAUUUUUAAAGAUGUGGAGUUUCAUAUUUUUGUUAGGGUUAGGGUUAUAUUAAAUCAGGAUUGCGUUUGAGGUCCUCUUUUCUUUUGAUGCUCAUUCUGAUUUCUGUUUGGGCAAAUUGACAGCUUGUUAGCCUCUCAACAAACAGUUAAAAAUAGCUCUUACACAAUCUGAGAAAGUACGCCGUUUUGUUUCUGUAUUUUCCAGACCUGGAUAUCGGGGGCUGAGAAAUUACAUUAGGUAAUUUUGAACUUUAUUCUAAAUCCCCUUUAUUCCCUUUUCCUCGUGUCCUUCCGUCCAUCUUUCUUCUCAUCAAUCUGUGCUUUCUCUAGUUUCUGCCGUAGUCAACUUUUGUACUUGAUAUUUUAUAAAUGGAAUGAAUUCUGGAAAUUUUGAGCCUGUAUUUUUCUCUUGGAAAAACUUGUAGAACCUUUGAACUAAGAGCAGCCUUCUGGCACUACAUAUGUAUUGAAGUUGUGCAACCAUACUUUCUCAUAUUGGACUACAUAUAUAAAUCAGAAAAUUACUUAGAAAUCAUCCGUUUCAAAAGCAGAUACAAAGCGUUCGUGUUGCGUUGGGGGUGAGGGGUACAAAACUGCACAAGUACGAAAUGACGAAGGAGGAGACGUGACCUGCACCUGUUGGUAUUGUUAGUAUUUUUUCAUUUAUUUAUUUAUUUUUUUUUACCUGCAAACGGAGCUUCAGAUCUUCAAGCAUAAUGCAACACCUGGCGAGCUCUGAUGUUCAGAAUGUGACUUACUCUGACCUCUAAACUGUAAAUGAUGAGUGUGGACCAGACAGCUGAGAGAAAAGUGUGUUUUGUAUGCGCGUGUGUGUGGAUGAUGGCGUGUAUAUCCAAAUAUACCUACGGCUUCAAGCGUGCGAUGAAAUGACCUCUGGUUCUCAUUAACAGUAAACUAAGUUACAUAAA
Gambusia affinis (western mosquitofish) is the source of this 3660-nucleotide messenger RNA. It is a transcript of the gene stimate, whose product is annotated as STIM activating enhance. Gene Ontology annotation, molecular function: calcium channel regulator activity. The transcript has 9 exons. Bases 658 to 1572 code for a protein of 304 amino acids. NCBI's taxonomy places the organism in Eukaryota, Metazoa, Chordata, Actinopteri, Cyprinodontiformes, Poeciliidae. The record is from RefSeq and is a predicted model, not a curated record. Gene Ontology annotation, biological process: activation of store-operated calcium channel activity; tissue regeneration; chondrocyte proliferation. Gene Ontology annotation, cellular component: nucleus; cortical endoplasmic reticulum; membrane.